Nezara viridula (southern green stink bug) is the source of this 2085-nucleotide messenger RNA. The record is from the annotation of a GenBank genome assembly. Lineage: Eukaryota; Metazoa; Arthropoda; Insecta; Hemiptera; Pentatomidae.
UUUCCCUCUGAAGUUUGAAUGGUCAAUGAGAUAGUUUGUGUUAAUCGGUCUAAUCAGGUUAUCAUUUAGUUGACGUAGAUUAUCAGAUUAAAUAUUCUUUUCUUAGGAUACCACGGACCUAGUAAAAAUGCCUCAGGUAAAGUGUAAAAUAGGCCCUUCAAUUCUAAAUGCAGAUCUUGCUGAUCUUUCCAAAGAAUCCGAGAAAUUAUUGGAUUCAGGAGCGGAUUAUCUUCAUCUCGAUGUGAUGGAUGGGCAUUUCGUCCCUAAUAUUACAUUUGGCCAUCCUGUAGUUAAAUGUCUAAGAAGUAAGAUAAAAGAAGCAUUUUUUGAGACACACAUGAUGGUAUCGAAACCAGAUGAGUGGAUUGUACCAAUGGCUGAUGCUAGUGUGGAUCAGUAUACCUUUCAUGUGGAAGCUUCUGAAGAUGUAGCUAAGACAUCUAGGAAGAUAAGGGAAGCCGGAAUGAAGGUUGGCAUAGGUAUCAAACCUAAUACAGAGGUCACUGUCAUAGAUGAAUAUAUUGAGCUAGCUGACAUGGUUCUGAUAAUGACAGUUGAGCCUGGUUUCGGAGGCCAGAAGUUCAUGGAGAAGAUGUUAGGCAAAGUCAGGUACUUACGCGAGAACUAUCCUGGUCUUGACAUCGAAGUGGAUGGAGGUGUUGGACUAGGUACAAUUGAUGCCUGUGCCCAGGCUGGAGCCAACAUGAUAGUCUCUGGAUCAGCGGUAACCAGCUCCGAUGACCCGAGGAAAGUUAUCCAACAGCUGAGGGACUCGGUCAAUUCUGCUCUAGGAUCUUCCUGACCUUCAAGACCACCUCACUCACAAAUAUUAGCAUUCCUCUUCCUUUCUAUAUUUGUUUCAUCUUAUUUUCACUUAAUUAGUUCAAUAUUUCUUUUAAAAGUUUUUCUAAACAAUAGCUAAUGGUUAUUUGAAUUUAAAUUAUUACUUUUGAGGGGAUUUACUAAUACAAGAGUUAAUUUAGUUAUGGGUUUAACCCAACUUAACUUUGGGUUUUAAGAAAUGUAAACUUCAAUAGCUUGAAUAGUUGUGGACUCAUGGACAAAACUAUUCAAUGUAUUGAAGUUUACAUUCCUCAGCUAAAAUUAUCACAUUGAUAUAAAUUUUAUAUUUGUUAAUUUGAACUUAUAAAUGAUGUAUUAUUCUUCUUUAUAGUGAUAAUUUAUUUUUAGAGAGUAAGUCAAUGGUCACAAAAAAAAAAUCUUUAUUUUAUUGUUGAAUAAAAUUACCAUGAAAAACAAUUUUACCCUUUUGAUGCAUCAGACAACGUUUCAGAUUAAAUAUUGACCCCUAAGUCUUAGAUUCAUUCAUUAAAUAAAAAAAACUUUAUUACAGAAAAAGAAAUUUUUUUUUACAAUUAUUACCAUUUAAAAAAAGUAAUAAUUGUGAAAUUGCAUGUAUUUUCUAAUGUUUAUUUCAGGCCUUUUUAAAAUGUAAUUUCUUAUUUAUUGAUUGAAUGAAUGAAGUUAAAGACUUAUUAUGCAAUAAAUUUUUUUAGGCAGAAUUGAAGAUGGACAAAUUGAUCCAAAACUAUCUCUGAUAAAAUAAAAGAAGUUUUAAAAAGGUGAUAUUGUUUUUCAUGAAAAAAUAUUUAUAUGUAUACAUAAAAAGCACAUUUAACUCUCUUGUCACGUUAAGGAUAUUAGUAAUAGUGAUAAAGGAGUUCGUUCACACCAAAUGUACAAUAAAUCUUAAAUAAAAAACUAAAGAUAUAUGAAAAAUCAAAGUAGUGAUACUAAAAAUAAAUAAAUAAUUCAUAAUUUAAAUUAAAAAAAACAUAAGUAGCAGAGCUCUUUUGUUUGAUAACAAAUGAAAAAUGAUUUAUUAAUGCUAACCAGAUAUUAGAUAGAUAUAAUUUUAAAAUCCAUUGAAUUGCUGAAUUUUUAUCUGAUGUUUUAUUUUUUGAACGUUUUUUUUUUCAUUUUUUCUGUAUAUAAUUUAUAGGUUUUAUAAAACAGAUUUAAAAAAUGCAUCCCCAUAACUCCAUACGAAACAGUACAAAGUUUUAUUAUUUUGGGAAAAAAUAUGGCAAAAAUCAAUAUUUAUUAUUUUUUAUAUUUUGACCA